Dioszegia hungarica is the source of this 1071-nucleotide messenger RNA. RefSeq lists its product as uncharacterized. Lineage: Eukaryota; Fungi; Basidiomycota; Tremellomycetes; Tremellales; Bulleribasidiaceae. The transcript has 4 exons. Bases 1 to 1071 code for a protein of 356 amino acids. The record is from RefSeq and is a predicted model, not a curated record.
AUGGCGUUCAACAACAACAACACCACCUCGGCCGCUGUCCCCCACAAGCCCACUAUGGGUGAGAAGAUCUCCGGUACUGUCGACUCCUUGAUCGGCAAAGCCACCCACAACCCCACCAAGGUCGCCGAGGGCGAGGCCAAGAAGACUGGCGAGCCCCUCCACGGUGUCCACGCCGGCGCUUCCGAGGCCAUCCACGGCAACAACCACGGUUCGGGGCUCACUGGCAACAACAACCACGGCUCCGGACUUACUGGCAACAACCACAACUCCAACUCGGGCGUCCUCGGCAGCAACCACGACAACCACAACUCGGGCGGUAUCCUCGGCGGCAACCACAACUCCAACACGCACUCUGGCGGCCUGACCGGCAACAACCACUCCGGUACCGGUCUCACUGGCAACAACCACUCUUCCAACUCGGGCAUCCUCGGCGGUAACAACCACAACUCCAACUCGGGCGUCCUCGGCGGCAACCACAACUCCCACACCGGCACUGGCCUCACCGGCUCAUCCCACACCGGCGGUCUCACCGGAUCGCACAACGACCACUACGCCGGCGAGCAUACCCACGGUGCUCCUCUCGUCGGCGGUGCCCACACCGGUCAGCACCAUGACUCUGCCCUUGGCCAUCACUCCCACUCCACCACUGGCGCUGGCGGUCUUACCGGUGCUGGCUCGCACAACAACCACGGUACCCACGGUGCUGACCACACCCACGGUGCCCACGGUGCCGACCACCACAACAAGCCCACCAUCGGCGAGAAGAUCUCAGGCGGUAUGGAGUCAAUGGUCGGCAAGGCCACCAGCAACCCCGCCAAGGUUCACGAGGGCGAAGUCAAGCGCACCCACGACCCCAUGCACGCCCAAGCCGCCGCCGCCAACGUCGGUACCGACUCGUACGGCAACCACCAGACCGGCGCCCUCGCUCCCGGCCAGCCCGGCUCCCACACUGCCGGCGGUCUCGGCCAGAACGCCCAGACCGGUUCCGGAGCCUUCCACAACAACCCCAACACAGUCGGCAACAACAACACUGGCGCCUUCGACAACACCAACACUGGCAACAGGUACUAG